Messenger RNA from Grus americana (Whooping crane), 1211 nucleotides. RefSeq lists its product as uncharacterized. The transcript is spliced from 7 exons. NCBI's taxonomy places the organism in Eukaryota, Metazoa, Chordata, Aves, Gruiformes, Gruidae. The coding region runs from base 213 to 881 and encodes 222 amino acids. Gene Ontology annotation, cellular component: membrane. The record is from RefSeq and is a predicted model, not a curated record.
CGGCACGGCAGAGGCUCUCCCAACCUUUUCGGUUCCUUUUCGCACCCACUCGGAACUGUUUUUCCGCCGGAGCCGGAGUUUUCCCCGACCCUGCCCGGAGCGGCGCCGGUGAGUGCCCCGCCGCAGGAAAAGCUGUUCUCCCCUUCGCUGGAGGGCCGCAGCGCUGCUUCCCAGUCUCCACCUGUGGGGAUUUAUGUGUGGACCAAAGCAGAAUGGAUCGCUAUCGAUAUUUUAUCUUUAAUCAGAGGAACAUGGUCGUGCUGGGUCUGUUCCAGAUAGCCUUCAGCACGGUGUGCGUCGUCAGUGGGUUCAUAGAUGGCAUUUUCAGAACAGAGUCUCAGCUGGGCAAAACCAGAGCUCCAGUGUGGGCUGGGAUGGUGAUGGGACUCCCAGGCGUCCUGGCUUUGUUUUCCUCUCAGAGGAAGAAUCCAGUUCUCGUGAAUGUGCUGAUAGCUGCUUCCAUAACGUCUUGCGUUGCCAUCCUCAUCGUAAUAGUUUAUAGCUCCCUCACACUGAGCUAUGGUGAAGAGGAGGACCUGAGUUCUGCCCUAGUCCAUGUUAUCCAUACAAAGUUCAUACUUAAUAAAGUAGUCAAGGGCGCUAACGUAGCCAUGCUAGCUGCAUCUAUCGGCAGCGCUUUUGUUGUGCUGGCGAUGGCUUAUUUGGGAUGUCGGAGUCUUCCACGCUGCUCGUGCUACGAUAGCGUAACUGGGAUGGAAUGGUUGCAACCUAGUGAGGACCAAAAUCAGGCUGUGGAAAUGGUUUGCGCUGUGCAAAGCCCCGGGGGCAGAAUUUUUAACUUCCCAGAUCACUUUCCAGCCCAGGACUUAGAUGCAGAGGAAGACGCAUCCAAACCUCCACCAUAUAUCAGAAUGGCUUGAAAAAGUGGUGGAACAUUUUAAAGCUACUAGCCUAAAGAUGUGGCGAGACAGAUGUAAGAAGUUCUUAAUCUUUAAAGAUGGUUAUGCACUUUUUCUCAGCCUUUUGAAAAACACAGAAAGCGAGAACUAUCGAAUGCCCAAUGUUCAGCAGAGAUGACAGUGCAAAGGGGAAGAUCUGCAGAUGGUUUUGGACAUUCAGACUUUGUAUAGUUAAAAUACCUCAUUGCCUCUGGAAAGCAUGAGCAUUUUUUCCUCCAGCUUUUAUACUUAAAUCAUGUUUUAUUCCACUCGAAUUCAUCAUGCAAUUUGUCUAGCAGUGCUAGCCUUAGG